AUGCUGAGAAACCUCGUGAUAGCGCUGGGCGCUGUGGCGCAGAUCGCGCCGCACGUGCACGCGGCCUUCUACGCCAACGCCUCUGACGUGGUGCGCGAGACGGACUCGCUGCUCCACCUGAACACCACGACCGUCGAGAUCGGCGAAGUGUACGUCGAGCUCGGUCGCCCUGUACGAGUGUCGGCGACGGAGCCGUACACGGUGAGCGGGGCUUCCGCGGCUGCUUCCGCGGCUGCUUCCGCGGCUGCUUCCGCGGCUGCUUCCGCGGACCCGCCUCUGCCAGACGGGUCUGCGACAACGUCAGACGCGUUCUGGGCCCCCCAGGCGCCCUCGGCUCGCCCCAGCGGGCCAGCCGCGUCGGCGGCUUCCGCGGCUUCGCCUGUCUCGGCGGCAACGCCCGUCACGCCCGUUACAAACCUCCUACCAAGCACCGCCUCGACCUCGACUAGCGUCGUUUUCUCGGCUCCACCGUCGGUCGCCACGUCGCAGUCCCAAACCGGCUCCUACGUGACCGCGAUUUCGUCCAGGUCCGAACAGCCGCUCGUGACCCAAUCCUUGAGCUCGAGCGCGCUGUCAACCUCGAUCGUUGUUUCGUCCCUGACGGGUCCUCGCACCAUUUCCACGCCGACUUCCGUCGCGGCCAUGGCCACGUCGCCCUCUUCUCCCGCCAGCGGCACACUGCACACCACUACCAUGGUCUCGGCCAUCACAUCCGUGAGCGGCAACAUCACAGUUCUAUCGUCCACGUCGGUGACCGCUACUUACACGUUGCACGCCAGCUCCGGCAACAGCAGCUCCGGCACUACCAGCGAAUCGGUAUCGACAAAUGUCGCGAGCACUGCUUUGUCCUCCUCGGCGCCCUCCUCCUCGGCGUCCACCCCCACCGUCUCUCUUAUCCAGGUCACUCCCUCCACGGUCCGCCUCUUCGACUCCAUUGACACACAGGAACCACCCACCGUGUACAGCAGAAACGCAAACCCAAUGGAAUUGGCCGCGGGCGUCUCCAACAACGGCUCUCCUUACGAAACUAACAAGUUCUACACCAACCUAAUGGUCGGCGACCAAUCUAGCGCCGCAUUUGUCUAUCCCUACUCUGUCUGGAAGUACCAUUCCCCCUCCGUUUACGGUUUCGCAGUGUCUCAUAGCACCGAGUCCCAGUACAGUUUCGGAAAUUACGAUUCCUCCGGUAACUCGGAAUACCUCGUCAACCCACUGGGCAUUGCUUCACUCGUUUACUCGGCAAAAUCCUUUGGCUCGUCAAAUUUCAACAUGUAUGUGAGCAAUAUGACCGUUUCGUCUUGCGAAGUCUCCAUCAAUGACGGGUCUGCCAGUAACACUCUUUUGUUACCUCUGGUGCAGGGAAUGGGUUUUGUCACCGGUGUUUACUAUGGUUCGCUCGUGCCCGUCAUCUCGACCUCCGCGGCCAUCCUAUCCAUCGACGCUACUUCUUCUGAUUUACUCGCGCAAGGUAUCUUGAAAUACAGAGUCAGCUUGAACACUGGUGCUACAUGGCUGCUCUACGUUACCGUCCCCGACGGUUAUUCGACGAACUCUUUCCAAUUAUCGUUCUCUGGAUCAAAUCAAAUUGUUGGAAAUGUCGCCCUGGAUGGCUUGAUUAUUCAAUCUGCCGUUGCGCCCGACGAGGAGGCUUUGGAAGUUUACUACGAUUACGCUGCCGGAAUGUAUGCCACUUCCUACACAUUGGCGGGUACCUCUGAUGGAGAAACCGCCUCGUACGAGUUUCAGUACUCUACCAGUGGUCGUUCCGCGUCAGGAAAGACCAUGCUUUUCGCACUACCACACCAAACGCCCGCUUUCACAUCCGAUACACAGGCCGCUUUGACCGGAAUCACUUUGCAAUCGACCACUAAGGGUACAAUGCAGGGUCUUUUGACCAACACUUUGUCCUUUACGGAAACUAUCAAUACCGAAAUUGGCUGGCUUCCUUGGUCAUCACAGCUUGGUUCAACAGGGUUGUCCUACAGUGCAGAUCAAUUGGACCAACUUUCCAAAGUCGCCAAUGGAGAACUGAACAUCAACGUUUGGGAUUCUGUCUCGGGCCUAAACACUUACUAUCUGGGUAAAGUCAUCGACAAAUAUGCUUACAUUUUACUGACAGUUCAAGAAAUCUUGCAGGACCAAGGCGUCGCAAAGGCUGCGUUAGAAAACUUACAGGACGCAUUCGAUCACUUGUUUUUGAACCAACAGCUUUAUCCACUCUACUAUGACACCAAAUUUGGCGGUGUCGUUUCUUCCGGUGACUGGGCUUCCACCGCGACUGGCUACGACUUCGGCAACACCUAUUACAAUGACCACCACUUCCACUACGGCUACAUUGUGCAUGCGGCGGCGGCUGUCGGUUACGUAGACGCCCAGCUCGGCGGUACGUGGGCCCGCGACCACAAGGACUGGGUCAAUGCGCUAAUCCGAGACGUGGCUAACCCUAGUGCUGACGACACGUAUUUCCCAGUAUCAAGAAUGUUUGACUGGUUCAACGGUCACUCGUGGGCCGCGGGUCUGUUUGCCAACCCUAACGGUAAAAACCAAGAAUCCUCGUCCGAAGACUACAAUUUCGCGUACGGCAUGAAGAUGUGGGGCGCUGUCAUCGGCGAUGCCUCGAUGGAGCGUCGCGCAGACGUGAUGAUCGCCAUCAUGAAGAGAUCUAUGAACGAUUACUAUCUGUAUUCCGAUGACAACACCGUGGAACCUGCCCAAAUUAUUGGAAACAAAGUCGCGGGCAUUCUCUUCGACAAUAUAAUAGACUACACUACUUACUUUGGCACCAACACCGAGUACAAGAACGGUAUCCACAUGCUACCGAUUACGCCAGUCUCCUCCGAAAUUCGUGGGCCUACAUUUGUCGGUCAGGAGUGGAACGAGAAGAUAGCUGGCAUAAUCGACAACGUCCAAGGGGGCUGGAAGGGUCUCUUGCUGCUCAACAAGGCACUUUUCGACCCAGCAAGCUCCUACGAGGCCUUUUCCGCGGAAGACUUCGACACCUCGUAUCUAGACAAUGGCAUGUCCCUCACGUGGUCGCUUGCCUUUUCGGGAGGCUUGGCCAACUCGCUGGGUCUAUUGUGA
This is a messenger RNA of Lachancea mirantina, 3081 nucleotides long. Lineage: Eukaryota; Fungi; Ascomycota; Saccharomycetes; Saccharomycetales; Saccharomycetaceae. The record is from the annotation of a GenBank genome assembly.